AUGCUCCAAGGGCGCCCUGUGCUUCGUCAAGAUGUGGAUGCUCAAACAUCCAAAGCACAGCGCGCCGAGCAGGCAGUGGAGACAGCUCGUGCCAGGGCCAUUCAGGCCGGUGUGGAUCUGGCGCCUGAAGCUCCUCCUGCAGUGGAUCUUCAGGCGCGAGGAGUGCGUGAGCAGAACCAAAGCAUGCUCUUUGCCUUGAGCAAUGCACUUCAAGACUACACAGAGGCGCUGCGCGGCGCUGCGCAACGUCCCACCGAUGGUUAUUUCGUGUUGCAUAGGAUGUGUUGCCUCUCUUCGAGAAUCUUUGCCAAGAGCGUGGAGUGGCCCUGCCUUCUCGCCCGAACGGGCCUUCAGCGAUGUCUCGGCCUGGUAGCCGUGGGGCCUGAAGGACGAAUCACGACAGUCACGGCCAUGGCUAGCCCCUGUGUUGAAAGCUCUUACUCCGCCGUGCAGUUUCUGCUCAAAGAGGAUGAGCAAGACCAUUCCACACGUUUUCUGGCAGUUUCUGAGAUGUCUCGCAUCACCUCCGGUCUUGUGGACGACUCAGGUGAGGUUGAGCUCUCUAAGGGUUCCCACGGGGAAUGGGCUUUGUCAAACAAUUUGGAUCGCAAACUGGCUGGUCUUGGUGGAAAGACACGUGCCCGGACCGGCACUGCUGGAUUCGUGGGGGUUAUCGGCUACUUGAAGCAUAGCGCCGGUCGAGUGGCUGAGAAGGCAGGACAUACUACAAUGGCUUGCUCUGGAGAUUGGCAUUCCGUAGUCCAACCACUGGCACUGCCCCCGUUGCUGCUGGGCUCCGGCAGUGCGGUGAGACGGCAGAUUCUGGAGGCGGCAGGUGUGAGUUUCGAGGUGCGGAAACCCGACAUCGACGAGAAGGCACUGGGAGAUCGCGGCAGGGAACCCGAGAAGUUGGUGCGGUUGCUGGCAGAGGCCAAGGCGGAUGCCUUACUGUCCGCACUGGAGCGCCGCGACACGGAUCGCCUAAUACUGACGGCCGACCAGGUGGUGACCUGUAAAGGCAACAUCCGAGAGAAACCGAAGGAUCUGGAGGAGGCCCGCACUUUCGUUUCGUCCUAUGCUGGAUCGAGCUGCUGCACCGUGGGAGCGCUUUGCUUACAUGAUCCGGCCACGGAGCUCCGGGUCGUUGGGACGCAAACAGCCACCAUCCACUUUAAAGCCGAGCUUGGCAACGAGGAUGUUUUAAGGGAACUGAUGGGCGAGGAUCUGCUGAACUGUGCUGGAUCUUUGAUGGUCGAACACCCCAUCAUGAGCCAAUACGUGGAACGAAUCGAAGGUGGCCAAGACAAUGUCAUGGGCCUCUCCACGAGCCUUUUGAAGGAUCUUUUUUCCAGCCUCGAGGUACUGAAGGACUCCUUGCGUGCGCAUGGCCCCGUUUUGGGUCGGCUUCUCUCCACUUGGGCUGUCGUGGGCGACGUCACCAACGAGGCAAAACCGGCUUCGCAGGUGGUACGGCGGCUGGAGGAGGCCUGGCCGGAGGGUCAUCAAAGUGAGUCCCUACGAUAA
Molecule: messenger RNA, 1524 nt
Organism: Cladocopium goreaui
Lineage: Eukaryota; Dinophyceae; Suessiales; Symbiodiniaceae
Source: the annotation of a GenBank genome assembly